AUGGACGUGCGUGCACGAGAGCUGACGUGCAAGGGGAUGCACGAGUGGGAGGUGGAACCAGGGACUCAGGUGCGAGCUGCCCACGCACGGCCUGCCAAGGGUGAACGGGCCCAGAGCGCCGGGAAACCCAGCGCUGCGUGUGCUUGGAACCGGGCCCCGAGAGCUGUGCAAACCCACCGCUGCGCGUGCUCAGAACCGACCUGCCGUGCGACAGGCCCCGAGAGCUGUGCAAACCCAGCGCUGCGCGUGCUUGGAACCGGGCCCCGAGAGCUGUGCAAACCCAGUGCUGCGCGUGCUCAGAACCGACCUGCCGUGCGACAGGCCCCGAGAGCUGUGCAAACCCAGCGCUGCGCGUGCUCAGAACCGACCUGCCGUGCGACAGGCCCCGAGAGCUGUGCAAACCCAGCGCUGCGCGUGCUUGGAACCUGCCCCCGUGCGACAGGCCCCGAGAGCUGUGCAAACCCAGCGCUGCGCGUGCUCGGAACCGACCUGCCGUGCGACAGGCCCCGAGAGCUGUGCAAGCCCAGUUCUGCGCGUGCUCAGAACCGACCUGCCGUGCGACAGGCCCCGAGAGCUGUGCAGACCCAACACUGCAUGUGUUUGGAACCUGCCCCCCGUGCGACGGGCCCAAGAGCCGUGGAAACCCAGCCCUGCAUGUGCUUGGAACCCGGCCCCCGUGCAACAGGCCCUGAGAGCUGUGCAAACCCAGCGCUGUGCGUGCUUGGAACUUGGCCCCCGGUGCGACGAGCCCAAGAGCCGUGGAAACACAGCGCUGCGUGUGCUCAGAACCCACCCACCGUGCAACAGGCCCCGAGAGCCAUGGAAACGCAGCGCUGCGUGUGCUCAGAACCCACCCCCCAUGCGACAGGCCCCAAGAGCCAUGGAAACGCAGCGCUGCGUGUGCUCAGAACCCGGCCCUCGUGCAACAGGCCCCGAGAGCCGUUGAAACCCAACGCUGCGUGUGCUCGGAACCCGGCCCCCGUGCGACAGGCCCCAAGAGCCGUGGAAACGCAGCGCUGCGUGUGCUUGGAACCCGGCCCUCGUGCGACAGGCCCCGAGAGCUGUGCAAACCCAGUGCUGCGUGUGCUCGGAACCUGCCCCCGUGCAACGGGCCCCGAGAGCUGUGCAAACCCAGUGCUGCGUGUGCUCAGAACCGACCCGCCGUGCGACAGGCCCCGAGAGCCAUGGAAACCCAACGCUGCGUGUGCUCAGAACCCACCCACCGUGCAACAGGCCCCGAGAGCCAUGGAAACGCAGUGCUGCGUGUGCUCGGAACCCGGCCCCCGUGCGACAGGCCCCGAGAGCCGUGGAAACGCAGCGCUGCGUGUGCUCGGAACCCGGCCCCCGUGCAACAGGCCCCAAGAGCCGUGGAAACGCAGCGCUGCGUGUGCUCAGAACCCGGCCCUUGUGCGACAGGCCCCGAGAGCCGUGGAAACCCAGUGCUGUGUGUGCUUGGAACCUGCCCCCGUGCGACGGGCCCCGAGAGCUGUGCAAACCCAGUGCUGCGUGUGCUCAGAACCGACCCGCCGUGCGACAGGCCCCGAGAGCUGUCCAGACCCAGAGCUGCGUGUACUCAGAAUCGACCCGCCGUGCAACGGGCCCAAGAGCCAUGGAAACUCAGCGCUGCGUGUGCUCAGAACCCGGCCCCCGUGCAACAGGCCCCGAGAGCCGUGGAAACGCAGCGCUGCGUGUGCUCGGAACCCGGCCCCCGUGCAACGGGCCCCGAGAGCCGUGGAAACGCAGCGCUGCGUGUGCUCGGAACUCGGCCCUCGUGCGACAGGCCCCGAGAGCCGUGGAAACGCAGCGCUGCGUGUGCUCGGAACCCGGCCCCCGUGCGACAGGCCCCGAGAGCCGUGGAAACCCAGCGCUGCGUGUGCUCGGAACCCGGCCCCCGUGCGACAGGCCCCGAGAGCCGUGGAAACCCAGCGCUGCGUGUGCUCGGAACCCGGCCCCCGUGCGACAGGCCCCGAGAGCCGUGGAAACCCAGCGCUGCGUGUGCUCGGAACCCGGCCCCCGUGCGACAGGCCCCGAGAGCCGUGGAAACCCAGCGCUGCGUGUGCUCGGAACCCGGCCCCCGUGCGACAGGCCCCGAGAGCCGUGGAAACCCAGCGCUGCGUGUGCUCGGAACCCGGCCCCCGUGCGACAGGCCCCGAGAGCCGUGGAAACUCAGCGCUGCGUGUGCUCGGAACUCGGCCCUCGUGCGACAGGCCCCGAGAGCCGUGGAAACGCAGCGCUGCGUGUGCUCGGAACCCGGCCCCCGUGCAACGGGCCCCGAGAGCCGUGGAAACCCAGCCCUGCGUGUGCUCGGAACCCGCCCCCCAUGCAACAGGCCCCAAGAGCCAUGGAAACGCAGCGCUGCGUGUGCUCAGAACCCACCCACCGUGCGACAGGCCCCGAGAGCCGUGGAAAGGCAGCGCUGCGUGUGCUCGGAACCCGGCCCCCGUGCAACGGGCCCCGAGAGCCGUGGAAAGGCAGCGCUGCGUGUGCUCGGAACUCGGCCCUCGUGCGACAGGCCCCGAGAGCCAUGGAAACGCAGCGCUGCGUGUGCUCGGAACCCGGCCCUCGUGCAACCGGCCCCGAGAGCCGUGGAAACCCAGCGCUGCGUGUGCUCGGAACCCGGCCCCCGUGCAACGGGCCCAUGUCCAUAGUGGGCUGAGCGAGGGCCAGGUGCCCGGUUCCCUUAUGUGA
Messenger RNA from Mauremys mutica (yellowpond turtle), 2688 nucleotides. RefSeq names its product mucin-1-like. The coding region runs from base 1 to 2688 and encodes 895 amino acids. The record is from RefSeq and is a predicted model, not a curated record. The transcript has 2 exons. Lineage: Eukaryota; Metazoa; Chordata; Testudines; Geoemydidae.